Molecule: messenger RNA, 3075 nt
Organism: Durusdinium trenchii
Lineage: Eukaryota; Dinophyceae; Suessiales; Symbiodiniaceae
Source: the annotation of a GenBank genome assembly
UGAACAUCCAUCUACACUCUCCUAAUUACUCCUACACAGGUCCUAUACACCAAGACUGAUGUUCGCGACCCUGUUGACCUGUGCCGCUUGCGCCUAGAUGAUUCCACCGUCAUCGGAGUCUCAGGAAUCGCCAGUCUCCCCAGACAGCGAAGAAACCAAGGAGGAUGAGAACGCGGUACAGCAAGAAAUUGAUUCUCCACUCAGUGGGGUUUCUCAGCGAUGCCCUUGAGAGUUGAUCUGCGGGUAGUGAGUGUGAAAGGGUGUGGACAAUGACUGUAACAGGUUGUGCAAGGUGAAGGAGGUACUGUGUGAUCCUGUUUGCUGUUCGAUCAGUGGGCGAGUAGUAUUUGGGAAACGAGUUUUGGAGGGAACUAUCACGAUUGCACGUUUCCCCUGGUUGCCAGGAAUUGUGGUGAGAAAUGCCUUUAUCGACAUAGAUGAGAGUGACAUGUCAGGCUCUGCUGAGCCGGGCUCUCCGGCCCACGUUAGCAGUCCGCCGGCCUCCACGGCCAGUCGAGCGGAUCCCUUGGUCGGCUUUGCAGGAGAAGCUGAAGGACAGUCUGAAGGAGCGCGCAAGAUGGAUGCAGACCAAUGGACAGGCAUGCUGCCACCGGAGGCAACUGGCAAGUGGGAUGUGUCGGAGGAUGUGUGCUCAUUGUCUUGCGGUGGCGCAGACAUGAAGCUUCCCCGUCCCGUCUACGAGAGGCUCUAUGAAUAUCAGCGCCAAGGGGCGGUCUGGAUGUGGAAUCUUUACCAAAACUGCUUUGGCGGGAUUCUGGCAGAUGAAAUGGGGCUCGGCAAGACUGUGCAAACUGCGGCCUUUUUGGCGUGCUUGAAGUUCACGAAUCAAGGAGCCCGCUUUUUGGUGGUUGUGCCAGUGACACUGUUGGAGCAAUGGCGACGAGAGUUAGAGACUUGGGCGCAAAAUACUGGCUUGGCAGUUCAUGUGAUGCACGGUGCACCACACGAGCGGAGAUCGGCAAUAAGGGGUUUGGCUGCUCGAAGUGGCGUUCUCUUGAUUUCAUAUGAUUUGGUUCGAACCUGUAUCCAUCAGAUUUGCACUGCUGGCCGGACAGAAGCAAGCGCCCUGCCACGAAAGCGGAAAAGAACCACCAGGCGUGGUUGCCGCGACGAUGACAGCCCAACUGAAGAAGAAGUAUCAGGGCCAGAUGCUUGUCCACCUGACGAACAGCAGCCCUGGGAUGUGAUCAUCGUGGAUGAAGGGCACCAAAUCAAGAACCCUUCGUGCCAGUUUGGUCGUGCUUUGCGCCGAAUCAAUGCUCGCUCUCGCAUAUUGCUUACAGGGACACCCCUCCAGAACAAACUUGGUGAUCUUUGGGCGUUGAUGGAUUUUGUACAGCCAGGUUUGCUGGGAAACCACGCCACGUUUGACAGGAAUUUCUCCGAGCAGAUUGCGAAAGGUUCCAAAAGGAACGCAUCACGUUUCGCAGUUGAACUCAAGGAUCACUUGGCUCGAGAACUGAAAAGGCUAACAGCACCCCAUUUUUUGCGACGCUUAAAAUGCGAAAUUGCGGGCUCCAGCAGGCCUGCAAUCCCCAGCGAAUUGCCGCCAAAGACAGAUGUGGUGCUGUGGCUAAACCUGACCUCAGCACAGAUGGAGUUGUAUAAUUUGUUCCUGACUACCGAGCUCGUGUGUAAGGCUCGUGGAGGCACGAAGUGUGGCAUGGAGGCCCUUCGGGCCAUUGCUACGUUGAAGAAAUUGUGUGGCCAUCCACUUUUGUGCUUGCCUCAAGACGAGUACAAUCAAUGGCGAGCUCAAACCUUGCAGGGCAGGAUUCCAGAUAUGCCAGAGCCUUCGAAAGAAGUCUCAGAUGAUGUUGCUACGCAAGAGGCACCAGAGUGUCGUGAGCUUUUGCCACGCCUUCGUGCGCUUUUGCCAUCUCCUCGGCCGAAUUCUGCACAGGGCGCUGCCUUACUGUCGACCAAACUCCGAGUGCUUUCUGUACUUCUGCCACAGCUGCAAAAAAGAGGCCACCGCUGCUUAAUUUUCUCCCAGAAUGUGAGGAUGCUCGAUCUGAUCCAGGGCUGCGUGCUCAGAGUCUUGGGUCUGAAGUUCUUGCGGAUCGACGGCAGCAUUGAUGCCAAGGAUCGGGACUUAAAGCUACAAAAAUUCCAGAGAGAUGAUUCCAAGUAUUUUGCUUUGUGUCGGGGCCCUAGAAUUCAGAACUUGCGUGUCGCAAUGCGCGAACUGAAGCAAGGUUUGAGUUUGCAAGUUGGUGGCACUGGGCUGACUGUCACGGGCGCCAACAGAGUUAUUUUGGUUGAUCCUGCAUGGAAUCCUUCAGCAGACGCACAAGCGAUUGACAGAGUUCAUCGAAUUGGUCAAAAGCAAGAGGUGGUUGUGUACCGCCUGAUCGGCUCUGGCGCAAUCGAAGACAAAAUGUUUAGACUUCAGAUCUUCAAAGGUGGCCUCUCCAAAACCUUCAUGGAGCAGGAGCAGCAAGUCCGGUUUUUCACUCACAAACAGCUGAAGUCGUUGUUCGAGCCUCCCAACCAGUCUAUGUCCACACAGUCGUUGAUGGCCGAACAGAUCGGAACGGAGGCUUUGGAGCACGAAGACUUGCUCAGAGUCGUUGCAGCAGAUGUUGGCAGUACAGAUGAUCCUCAAGCUUUGGCGUUCUGGCAGAGCUCUGAUGUUUUGGGCUUUUCUGACUACCAGAGACUUUUCAUGUUCCUUGAGCACGCGGACACUCCAGAACAAGAGGCAGCUGAACAGGCAAAAGAACUGGCGGCCAGGCAAGUUCACUCAGCUUUUGGUGCUUUGCUGAAGAGGUCUAGAGCCUCUCUCGAGGGUAUCACCACACAGGGUUCAAGAAGCAUUGGUUUAUUGUGUGACCUCGCAGGAGCUGGCACUUACAUUUAACACUUGCCCGGAUUGGAACCCCAACAUGCACCGAUGACUCUAACAAGCCCACACGUACAAACACACUGGACAAUUUUUGCUGGUGGAAGGAACGGAUCACGAGAAGGAAUCUACCAGCAGCAACCAGUCACCCAUGCGAGCGAUCACAGAGAGAACGCAACUUACCAGGUGAGUUCUUGCUUAAUGUAUAU